AUGGCGACCUCUACACAGUAUGUUUUGCUCCAGUAUGGGACCGAUCCCUUCAAUUACCAGUUCGAGGAUUCAGACGAACAAACCGCGUUCACGACGUCCAAAGUCGUACAAGUGCCAAACGUUGUUGUGCAGUUGACUCGACAUGAUGAUUGGGCUGCCCAACAUACGCAAGUCAUGGGUCCUCGGAGUGCAUUCUUAUAUUUCGGACCUUUCAACUCGCCUGGUCAGGUAGCGUACGGGAACGGUGAACGAGUCGCCAUGUCAUAUUAUCUUCGGAAGAAGAAAGAAGGAAGCAACUCGCGUUACUUUAAUGCUCAGGGUGGGAAAGAGUUCAAAUGGAAGUCUGUUUCUUCUGAGAGAAUGGAGCUCUGUGAUGCUCUCAAUGUUUAUGCCGUUUGGGAGAAGGCUCCGCCAAACUCUGAACACGACGCUCAAAUCACGAUAUCAUAUACCUGCCUGAGCAUUGUGACCGAGAUCCUGACGACUCUUACGCUUAACCUUGCCGCGAAACGACUACAAUUUUGGUAA
This is a messenger RNA of Fomitiporia mediterranea MF3/22, 528 nucleotides long. RefSeq lists its product as uncharacterized. The record is from RefSeq and is a predicted model, not a curated record. NCBI's taxonomy places the organism in Eukaryota, Fungi, Basidiomycota, Agaricomycetes, Hymenochaetales, Hymenochaetaceae. The transcript has 5 exons. The coding region runs from base 1 to 528 and encodes 175 amino acids.